Messenger RNA from Eutrema salsugineum, 1572 nucleotides. Its product is annotated as transcription factor bHLH130. NCBI's taxonomy places the organism in Eukaryota, Viridiplantae, Streptophyta, Magnoliopsida, Brassicales, Brassicaceae. The record is from RefSeq and is a predicted model, not a curated record. Gene Ontology annotation, cellular component: nucleus. Bases 309 to 1400 code for a protein of 363 amino acids. Gene Ontology annotation, biological process: regulation of transcription by RNA polymerase II. Gene Ontology annotation, molecular function: protein dimerization activity; DNA-binding transcription factor activity, RNA polymerase II-specific; RNA polymerase II cis-regulatory region sequence-specific DNA binding. The transcript has 6 exons.
UCUCUCCCUUCUUUGUUCACCGUUUUCUUUCUUCCUUAUAAUCUGUUUCUUCUUCUUCUUCACACGAAACUUCCUUUGCUUCCUCUUGAAGCUCUUAUCUCUUUCAACUUCUUCACCUGCUUAAAUCUCAAGCUCAAGUUUGAUUUUUUCCGGGAAAAGUGUCACAACAAUAACACGAUUAAAUUCUGGAGAAUCCAUAGCGAACAGUUGGAGUUGAAGAGCUACUGAGAUAUCUUGACGCUACGAAACAGAGCACUAUUGUUGUAGGAGAGACAGGGGAAAAAAUUCGUCGCAUUUUGAUUUGAUUCAUGGAUUCUAAUUCUCACAAUCAUCACUACGACCCGAAUCACAUAUCUUCUUCCGGGUCGGGUCUUCUUCGUUUUCGAUCAGCUCCAAGCUCCGUUCUUGCCGCUUUUGUUGACGACGAGAAGAGUGGGUUCGACUCCGAUAGGUUGCUCUCCAGAUUCGCGAGCUCUAAUGGUGGAAACGACGAUCUGGACUUGCCGAAUCCGAGUGAAUUCGAGGAUAAGUCUCCGGUUUCUUUGACGAACACCUCUGUAUCAUACGCCGCCACUCUUCCGCCGCCGCCGCGGCAGACUGAGCCGUCGAGCUUUCUGGGUUUGCCGCCGCAUUACCCGAGACAGAGUAAAGGGAUGAUGAAUACGAUUGGCUUGGAUCAGUUUCUGGGUAUGAAUAAUCAUCACACUAAACCAGCUGAAUCCAAUCUUCUCCGGCAAAGCAGCUCGCCGGCCGGGAUGUUCACGAACCUCUCAGAUCAGAACGGUUAUGGUUCGAUGAGGAGUUUGAUGAAUUACGGUGGUGAAGAAGAAGAUGAAGACAGACCAUCUAAUUCCAACGGAUUAAGACGCCAUUGCAGCCUCUCUUCAAGGCCACUUUCUUCUCUGGGAAUGCUCUCUCAGAUCCCUGAAAUCGCCACGAACUUUCAAUAUAACCAUUGGAAUGAUCCGUCCAGCUUCAUUGAUAACUUAUCCUCUCUCAAAAGAGAAACAGAGGACGACGCAAAAUUGUUUAACGGAGCUCAGAACGGAGAGUCGGGAAAUCGAAUGCAGUUACUGUCGCAUCACUUGAGUCUACCAAAGUCAUCAGACAUGGCUUCAGUGGAUAAGUUUAUGCAGCUACAAGAUUCUGUACCUUGUAAAGUUAGAGCCAAACGUGGUUGCGCCACACAUCCUCGAAGCAUCGCUGAACGGGUAAGAAGAACGCGGAUAAGCGAACGAAUGAGGAAAUUACAAGAGCUUGUUCCUAAUAUGGACAAGCAAACGAACACUUCGGAUAUGUUGGAUUUAGCUGUGGACUACAUUAAAGAUUUACAAAGACAAUAUAAGAUUUUAAACGACAAUAGAGCUAACUGCAAGUGUAAGGAGAAGAAGCCCGUAUAGAACGCAACAAAGUGUGUACAUACUACUAAUGAAAGCAGAGAGAAUGAUAUGAAAGAAGGAAACAAUGUCAUGUCUGAACAUUUUUUAGAAUAGACCAAAUUGUCUAUGUAAACCCUGAGAAAAAAAAGCAUCUGCUUUCAACGACUUCUCAGCAAUAAAAUAGUUCUCUCCU